AUAAAGCCCCGCCUCUUCGAUUUCGUCACGAAAGCGCGCGCUCAGCUUUGGAAACCAUCGCUUGCACUUCCGGGAAACGAGAGCGAGAGAGCGCGUGCGUGCGUGUGUGAGUGAAUGUGACGCUUGAGACGAGUAGAAGACGGUUGCAGGUUCGAGAUGUCUUACUCGUCACGGAGUUCCCUGGACUGUAAGGUGUAUGUGGGUGACCUGGGCAAUGGCGCGGCGAAGGGCGAGCUGGAGCGUGCGUUCAGCUACUACGGGCCUCUGCGGAGCGUCUGGGUGGCGCGGAACCCUCCUGGCUUCGCUUUUGUCGAGUACGAAGACUCCAGAGAUGCCGAGGACGCCGUGAAGGGCAUGGACGGAAAAAUGCUCUGCGGGGCCCGCAUCCGCGUCGAGAUGUCAAACGGAAUGUCCCGGAAGUCCCGCUUCGGUCGGCCAAGCCGCAGACAGUUUGAUCCAAAUGACCGCUGCUACCAGUGCGGAGAGACUGGCCACUACGCCUACGACUGCUACCGCUACAACAAGAGAGGCGGCAGACGCAGCAGGUCUCGCUCUCGGUCCAGAUCUCGUGGUCGUCGCUACCACUCUCGCAGCCGUAGCAACGAGCGGAGAUAUCGCUCUCCAUCCUACUCCAGAAGGCGGAGCAGGUCGGCAUCCCCGGGUCGCUCCAAAUCCCGAACCCCAGUUCGACGCUCUCGUUCCCCUGUGCGCCGAUCCAGAAGUCCUGCCAGGAGGUCCAGAACACCAGUCCGCAGGACCAGUCGUUCUCGUUCUCGUUCACGUUCCCGCUCCGGCUCCAGACAGAGAGUGCGCAGCGCAUCCAGGUCCCGAUCCAGAUCUCGUUCUCGCUCCUUAAGCAAGAAAAGAGACAGCCGUUCUAGGUCCAUCAGCCCGAGAAAGAGCCCGACGCCUGACGCUGACUGAUUUGGAACGUCGAACCCCUCUUCAUCUCCACCCUUCUCUCUCUCUCUCCCUCCCUCCCCACUCCCUCUCCACUCCAGCGCUUCUCUGCUAUACCUCCGUCAACUGAUGAACCUCCAUCGACUGAUGUCAUUAUGACUUCUGUUCCAUCGCAGUCCCCCUUCUUUCAGUUUUCAGUUUCAAACAUCUGCAUCCGCACCUGUACGUCUCUGCUCUCCUGCCUACCUCUCUUUGCCUAUUUUUUCUUUUACACCGCGAGUUUCUUUUCCAUUUUAAAAAUGUAUUCUUAAAAUGGUUUUAAGCCAUCGUUUUUAGUUUCAGGCCCGAGACUCUGGUCUGUAAUGAACGGGACAGUCAGCAGUGUCGGGAUUGGAAAAAAAGAAUGAGCCAUAAUUGGGUCAAAGCUAGGCUUGAAGUGUUUUUGGUUUUUUAAUUUUUUUUUUGUUUUGUUUGUUUUGGUUUUUUUCCCCUGCUAUGAAAAUGCCAGUGGUCUUUUUAAUAAAGUGAGUCUUUACACAUCA
Messenger RNA from Pangasianodon hypophthalmus (striped catfish), 1442 nucleotides. RefSeq names its product serine and arginine rich splicing factor 7a (gene srsf7a). Gene Ontology annotation, molecular function: RNA binding; zinc ion binding. NCBI's taxonomy places the organism in Eukaryota, Metazoa, Chordata, Actinopteri, Siluriformes, Pangasiidae. The transcript has 8 exons. The record is from RefSeq and is a predicted model, not a curated record. Bases 157 to 924 code for a protein of 255 amino acids.